GUUUUCGAAUGAAUUGAAUUGAUUCGCAUUUGGGAGGAUAAAUUAAAAUCCAGCCCCACCCAUUCAUACCCGACGCACGCCCACUAUUUCAAUUUGGUGUACGAUUUCCCCCCUCAAUUUCUUCUCUUGCCGAAUUCAAUUGAAAAAUGUACAAGAGUAAACUACAGGAGCUCUGCCACCGCCGCAGCUGGGAGUUGCCGGAGUACACCACCGUCAAGAACGGCCCCGAUCACAUGCCGCGCUUCACCGCCACUGUCAAUGUACAUGGCGAGGUGUUUCAGACUCCGGCUCUGUGCAGGUCAGCUAAGGACGCCCAAAAUACUGCUGCUCGAAUUGCGUUCGACCACUUCAAUGUUCCUUCCUCGCCCCGCCUCCACCGACCGCUCCCUUCCUCUUCUGCUCUGCCCGCUGUUGCUUUCCAAUUUAAUGAUGUUUCAGUCCCUGCGCUUCCUCCCUCGCCCGAAAUGCAGCCAGUUGCUGGAGAUCUUCCGCUUCUUACUCUUUCGCCUCAGCCAGUUGCUGGAGUUCCUCUUCCUCUUUCACCACUUCCUUCUGCUCUUCCGUUUCCUCCUCCUGGACUUUUGGCUAUAAAGAAGGACACCAAUUCGAAACCUGCCAUAGAGGAGGUACUACAGCAGAAUUCUGAAGAUACUACAGACACUUCUAUGGUUCAUAGGAGAGCGAUAGGUUCCCACGGACUUUGGGCUAUAAAGAAGGAUACCAAUUCGAAACCUGCCAUAGAGGAGGUACUGCAGCAGAAUUCUGAAGAUACUACAGACACUUCUAUGGUUCAUAGGAGAGCGAUAGGUUCCCAUGAUACGUUGCACAUGUAUAAGAAUCUAUUGCAGCAGUAUGCUCAAAAGCAAAAUCUUGGUUUUCCUGUGUAUACUUCUGAAGCUGAAGGUCCUCCCCAUGCUCGCCGCUUCAAGUCAAGAGUUUGUUUAGACGGAAAAUCAUAUGAGACAUUUGAAUUUUUUCCCACACUAAAGGAAGCUGAACAAGCAGCUGCUAAAGUUGCUUGUCAGAUGUUGUCUGUGGAUGUGGUCCAAGAGGAUGCAGGGUUAUACAAAAAUCUUCUACAAGAAUUUGCUCAGAAAAAGGGUCUUUUAUGCCCAUUAUAUGAGACGGUCAGCUCUGGUUUGUCACACAGGCCUGUAUUUGUGUCUACAGUGGAGAUAGGAAGUGAUACUUUUCGAGGGGCUGAAGCCAAAACCAAGAAGCUGGCAGAGAUGAAUGCUGCUAAAGUUGCUUACUAUGCUCUUACGAGGGGUUGUCCAGCUAGUGAAUCCUCGAAGGUGUCAUCUGUCAAUGAAUGUGUUGUUGCUAAUAUUCUGCCACAGAAUACCCAGCCGGUUGCAAUGAAUAAAAAGCAUCAAGAUGCACCAAAUGAAGAAUCUCAGAUACACGCAAAAAGAGCCAAGUCUUCUCCUAAGAACGUGAAUGCUCAUGUGCCAGGUCCACCACAUAGCACUCCUCCAUCUAAUGAUACAGAUUUGCUUUCUUCCCAAGUGGAGAAUUCAACCUAUACUCAACCUGUUGCCGAGCAACCACUUGACAACCAGCACUUGCAUCAAUGGAAGACUGUGGUCUGUCCGCGCAACUCAAGCUUGCCAGUACCUAAACAUGCUUCCGUGAAGCCAUAUAGCGAUGACAAGUGGGUUGCUUAUAGAGUUGAGCCAUGAACCAACAGCAUAAAUACAGUCAACUUGUUUUCGUGCUUCCUGUCAAAAAGGUGUACUUUAGUUGUCUGGUACUGUUAUUUGGUAUUCGGAAGACUGUGGUCUGUCCGCGCAACUCAAGCUUGCCAGUACCUUAACAUGCUUCCAUGAAGCCAUAUAGCAAUGACAAGUGGGUUGCUUAUAGAGUUGAGCUAGACCAUGAACCAACAGCAUAAAUACAGUCAACUUGUUUUCGUGCUUCCUGUCAAAAAGGUGUACUUUAGUUGUCUGGUACUGUUAUUUGGUAUUCGGACUGAUGUUCUUGAGUAUAAGUUAAGGGGCCUCUUCCUGGAUUUAGUGUAAUGAACUUUCAAGGUUUUAUCAUAAUGUUACGCUAUGGAUCUUUUGCACAGAUUUUCUCUACCGCUCCUGUAUAUUUGUAGGGGAUGAUUGUGUAGACAUUCUGUUUAGGCAUAUUUUGAAAGCU
This is a messenger RNA of Sesamum indicum (sesame), 2145 nucleotides long. RefSeq lists its product as uncharacterized. NCBI's taxonomy places the organism in Eukaryota, Viridiplantae, Streptophyta, Magnoliopsida, Lamiales, Pedaliaceae. The record is from RefSeq and is a predicted model, not a curated record.